Acanthisitta chloris (rifleman) is the source of this 516-nucleotide messenger RNA. It is a transcript of the gene METTL23, whose product is annotated as methyltransferase like 23. Gene Ontology annotation, cellular component: cytoplasm; nucleus. The record is from RefSeq and is a predicted model, not a curated record. The annotation marks the transcript as partial. Lineage: Eukaryota; Metazoa; Chordata; Aves; Passeriformes; Acanthisittidae. The transcript has 3 exons.
GGGGUGAGCCUCCCCGGCGUGGUGGCCGCCAGGUGCGGCGCCGAGGUGAUCCUGUCGGACAGCGAGGAGCUGCCGCAGUGCCUGCGGAGCUGCCGUAGCAGCUGCCUGGCAAACCGCCUGCCCCACGUGCCCGUCCUCGGCAUCACCUGGGGGCGCCUCUCGCCCGAGCUGCUCUCUCUGGCUCCUGUGGACAUCAUCUUAGGGUCAGAUGUCUUUUUUGACCCCAAAGACUUUGAAGACAUCUUAACUACAGUUUACUUCUUGCUGGAGAAGAAUCCUCAUGCUCAAUUCUGGACUACAUAUCAAGUCCGAAGUGCUGACUGGUCCAUCGAGGCUCUGCUCCACAAAUGGAAACUGAAGAACAUCCAUGUUCCCUUACACUCCUUUGGUGCAGACAAGGAGCACUUGGCCAGCUCUUCCCUACCAGGAAGGCACACGAUUGAAAUGAUGAUCAUCUCACUAGCACAGUCUGAUGGCACUUCAGUUUAUUCCACUUCAGGUUCCAGUACAAGAUGA